Molecule: messenger RNA, 1146 nt
Organism: Sorex fumeus (smoky shrew)
Lineage: Eukaryota; Metazoa; Chordata; Mammalia; Eulipotyphla; Soricidae
Product: melanoma-associated antigen 10-like
Exons: 5
Coding region: 1-1146 (381 amino acids)
Biological process (GO): negative regulation of transcription by RNA polymerase II
Cellular component (GO): nucleus
Source: RefSeq, a predicted model, not a curated record
AUGGCGGCCUUUCAUUUCCGCUGGGGCAAAGGUGGCAGCUUAAGGCUCUCAGAGAUUGGCUGGAAAUAUCUGGAAUUGGCUGGAAAGGGGAAGAAUCAGAAAGAGAAGAAGCUCACAGAUUCUGCCUGUUGCCUUCUGCCUCACAAGGAAGAUUCCAGUAAGAGUGUCAUCAACUUCUGCCUCAAGAGACUCCGGGAAUUUGGUCUGAGGUACAUAUCCUUGGGUCACAGCAGAGAAGGCCAAGGAAGUAGCAGGAAUCCAGACAUCUCAGAGGUAGAAGCGGCUGCGGGGACAAUCAGUCUUCCCCAGCCCCCUCUUGGGAUCUGCCCCUCUCUCAUGAGUGAGUCCCAGGAAGGGUAUCCCAGCAGCCAAGAAGAGGCUCCAAGCACCUCUUCCCAGGCCCUGCUGGGUGCAGAGUUCUUGCCCAGAAAUGCCAUUGAUGAUAAAGUGGGUGAGCUGGUGGAGUUCCUUUUCCUCAAAUACCGCAAUAAGGAGUUGACCACCAGGGCAGAAAUUCUGAGAACCGUCCUGACAGAUUGCCAGGAGCUCUUUCCUGUCAUCCUCAGCCAGGCCUGUGAGUGCAUGCAGCUGAUCUUUGGCAUUGAUGUGCAGGAAGUAGACCUGCAGGUCCACUCCUAUGUCCUGACCAAUACCCUGGGCCUCACCUACAAUGACACUUUGAGUUCAGAGCAGAAACUCCCCAAUGGUGGCCUUCUGAUUUUUAUCUUGACCAAAAUUUUCAUAGAGGGUAACCGUGCCCCAGAAGAAGGUAUCUGGGAAUCACUGAGUAUGAUGGGAGUACAUCCUGGGAAGGAGCACUUCAUCUUUGGGGAGCCCAGGAAGCUCCUCACCAAAGUGUGGGUGCAGGAACAGUACUUGGAGUACCUGCAGGUGCCUGGCAGCCACCCUGCCUGCUAUGAGUUCCUGUGGGGCCCCAGAGCCUAUGCUGAAACCAGCAAGAUGGAAGUUCUAGAGUUUUUUGCCAGGAUCAGUGAUAGUAACCCCAGAUCCUUCGAAGUGUGGUAUGAGGAGGCUUUGAGAGAGCAGGAAGAGAGAGCGCAUGCUAGACUUUCUACCACAGAUGAUACUCCCGCAAUGGCCUGCACAGAUACUAAUGCCAUGACCAGUGCAGGUUUUAGCGUCUAG